AUGUCUUACUCAAAUAAUGACUCGGAUCCGAAUCAACCCCAACCGGGCACCCGUCUCUACAACCCCUAUCAGGAUCUCCACAUGCCCUCCCAAAAACUAUACAACCUUUCCACCUCGCCGGAAUUCCUCUUCGCCGAAGAAUCCCUCCGACAACGCCGCUCCUGGGGCGAAAACCUUACCUUCUACACCGGUUCCGCAUACCUCGCUGCUUCCGUUGCUGGCGGCGCCGCCGGAUUCUUCUCCGCCUUCCGAUCCUUCGAGCCCACCGACACAAUCAAGCUUAAGGUCAACAGGAUCCUUAACUCCUCCGGCCAUUCGGGUCGGGUCUGGGGUAACCGGAUCGGAAUUGUGGGUUUGAUUUACGCCGGGACAGAAAGUGGCAUCGUGGCGGUCACCGAUAGGGACGAUGUAUGGAGUAGCGUGGCAGCUGGGCUUGGAACUGGGGCGAUUUGUAGGGCGGCCAGAGGGGUUAGGUCAGCUGCAGUGGCAGGUGCGCUUGGUGGAUUGGCGGCUGGUGCGGUGGUGGCUGGGAAGCAGGCGCUGAAGAGGUAUGCAAUGAUUUGA
Molecule: messenger RNA, 564 nt
Organism: Dovyalis caffra
Lineage: Eukaryota; Viridiplantae; Streptophyta; Magnoliopsida; Malpighiales; Salicaceae
Source: the annotation of a GenBank genome assembly